AUGUCCAUGGCGCUCAAGUUGAACAAUUCUCCAGCAGACAACAAUCACCACCCAGCAUCAUCUCGAUUCGACGAUAACGGCGUCUAUUCCCCUUACAAGGCCGAGGGGAUCGCUUGGUACGGUCAGUACCGGUGCAAGCCGGGCCAGGAUCUCACCAGCCCGGGCUACUUUCGAGACCGGCACCUGCUGGCUGAAUGCGCUUGGGCGGGCAAUUGGCGCGGGGUCAUGGAGUUGCUGGGCAAAGCGCGCAGGGAGUAUAGGCAGAAUUGGAUCAAUUGCACUCCGAUAUACAAAGAGACCGAGAAACACAAGAUCACGAGUGGGUUCCGGCCGCUCCAUCAAGCCGCAUGGCACGGUGACAAAGCGGCCGUCGAGUCUCUUUUGAAAGAGGGAGCCUGGCGUGAGUCUCGUUCGAACGGAGCGAGCGACAAAGGAUUCGAGCGAACACAGCACGCCGUGGACAUUGCCCGCGACCACGGCUGGAAGGACCUCUACGACAGUCUCAGUCCCGUCAUCAGACGGCCCGUCAACCACAAGACCCUGCAGACCCUUCAAACCCGCCUCCACGACCUGAUCAGAGACACGUUUGGCAGCCAUCCCGACGCACAUCUCGACUGCUUCCUCCUCCCCGAGCUGGAGAUCCUGACCGAGUUUGACCGCUCCAGAAUCUGGUUCUCCCUGAACCCGGAACUUUUGGACACCAGAGAGGGGCUCGCUGUCCACGUCAUAUUGGAACGCAACGAGCUGGUUGCGGUCAUGCGGUGGGAUAGGACCAAGAGGAAGAAUUAUCGGAUCUCUAUGGAGGGCGUCACCGAGAUCCAACAGGCUGUUGUUCUGCACUGA
Molecule: messenger RNA, 843 nt
Organism: Fonsecaea multimorphosa CBS 102226
Lineage: Eukaryota; Fungi; Ascomycota; Eurotiomycetes; Chaetothyriales; Herpotrichiellaceae
Exons: 3
Coding region: 1-843 (280 amino acids)
Molecular function (GO): protein binding
Source: RefSeq, a predicted model, not a curated record